CCCCGCCCCGAACCACGCCUCAAACUAUACAUUUCAAAAUGGGGUAUCGAAGAGGGAAGCUCUUGCUGAUUUUUCUCUUUUUCCAAAUAGUCUUAGUCUUAUUCUUUUUCACAUUAUUAUCCUUUGGCUCUAAGAGUUUUAAUUCCAACAAAAAUGAGCGUUCCAGCAUCAUAAACAGAGACUUAAGCUCUAAUCAGUUUCUCGUCAAUCCCAGUAUACUAGCCGGCCCUACUGUAUCAGAUCACACUACAUCAUCAUCAGCAUCCACGGAAAAGAGCAGCCCUGUAUUGCCAGCAACUUCAGAAAGGACCACUCCUAUUCUAAUACCGUCACAUUUCAUACCAGAUCUUUUGACAGUACCAGACUCAUCUUUUAAAAUGUAUUCUGCUUAUUUGGACGACAGGGAAAAGUUUUACGGUCCAGCAGUGUAUGUACUUGGUAUCGACCUCAUGAAACGAUAUUCAGAAGGAUUGAGAGGUUUAAUUACUUAUAAUAAUGGAGCUCGUGUUUGCAUUGGGCCUGCAAUCUUUGAGAAACCUUGUGAUUAUAAAUGCAACAGGUAUGUACAUUAUACGACAUAUGACACCGUGAAUAACGUUUUUAAACUCAAUCAUCCUCUGAAUUCCUCCGUAUAUCCAACUUUGAUUAGUAUUUCAAGAGACUGCACAGGAAAUUUAGCAUCAAAACCACUUAAGAUCCACCCACACAACCCAAAUAAGGACAAACGGGAUUUUGGGAUUUGCAUACAGACCCCCGUAUAUGGUAAAGUACAAGUUGAAGAUCUCGUGUAUUUCAUUGAAAUGAACAAGUUAUUAGGGGCGGAGUGGAUAAUGAUGUAUUCAAUGAUUGAUGGACUUGAGAAUAAUGAUGAAUUACAACCUUACAUACGGGAUAACCUACUAACCGUCGUACCCUGGCCAAAAAUAUUCAAAAAAUUGAGCCCAACUCAUUAUUUUGGUGAGAUAUUGUCGGUUCAUGACUGUCUCUAUCGUUCUUUAAGUUGGAUCAAACAUUUGGUACUUAUUGAUAUUGAUGAGCUGAUAAUACCAAGGCAUGGUAGAACAUGGAGUGAGAUGAUAGGAUCAAUUCCAAAGGCAUAUGACGCUUACCUGGUAAUAAAUACGUACUAUACCUCUGCUAAGGAUAAAGACACAGAACUUGAUAAAGUAAUUGAUAAAGAAGUAAUUGAUAAAGAAACUGAAUUAGUUCCAACUAAGAGCAGCUGUCAUGUUGUACCUUAUUUUAAUAAACUGUAUCGAUAUUCAUGCAUGUUCCGACCUUACAGACGUUCAAAAGUGUUAAUAAGAGUUGAUGCUAUUAAGAAUCUCGAUAUUCACGCUAUCCCUAGUGCCAACAAGGCUAAAGUGUACAUUGUUCCUACUAAUAUAACGUCGUUGCUUCAUUAUAGAGGUGACCCGACUCCAGACUGUAAGAACAAGAGUCUCAUUUAUGAUUCAAUCGCUUUGAAGUACAAGAGAGAUUUCAUUUUAAAUUCUGGUAUAAAUGUAUGUCAUGAGAAUGAUAAUAUUUGAUAUAAAUAUUUGAUGUUGAUAUUAA
Amphimedon queenslandica is the source of this 1557-nucleotide messenger RNA. RefSeq lists its product as uncharacterized. The transcript is spliced from 2 exons. Lineage: Eukaryota; Metazoa; Porifera; Demospongiae; Haplosclerida; Niphatidae. Gene Ontology annotation, molecular function: glycosyltransferase activity. The coding region runs from base 39 to 1532 and encodes 497 amino acids. Gene Ontology annotation, cellular component: cytoplasm. The record is from RefSeq and is a predicted model, not a curated record.